Gossypium arboreum is the source of this 2617-nucleotide messenger RNA. Its product is annotated as formin-like protein 11. Bases 1 to 2421 code for a protein of 806 amino acids. Gene Ontology annotation, molecular function: actin filament binding. Lineage: Eukaryota; Viridiplantae; Streptophyta; Magnoliopsida; Malvales; Malvaceae. Gene Ontology annotation, biological process: actin cytoskeleton organization; actin nucleation. The transcript is spliced from 4 exons. The record is from RefSeq and is a predicted model, not a curated record.
AUGGGGUAUGGUUCUCAAAUUCAUCACAUGAUUUUCAUCACAUUCUUAUUCAUAUCAUUACAAAGAUCCCACAUUUUGGUUGCUGAGGGUCUAUUACUGGAUAAAGCAGUGGACUUCAGAGUUCGUGGCUUACAACAAUUAUUCUUCAUGGACGAAACUGUGGGGAAUAAAAACCAAGUUGAGGAUGUUACAGGACAAGAUGACAAGUUAACCAAGAGAAGAGUUCCAUUAACUGGUGUUGCAAACUGUUUCCCACCAUCUCCAUCACCAAACAUUCGAGCUGAGGCUUCAGUUCCAGCACCGCCAAAGGUGGCUCAUUUCCACCCACCGCCGCCUCAAUCAACCACCAGGCCGCCACCUCAAAUAAUCCACAAAGGAAAUGCAGAUAAAAGAAUAGUUGGAAGAAUUCUGGUUCCACUUCUGGUACUGUGUGCAGGAGCUGCAUUUUUAUCUUGUGUUCUUGGGCUCUGCUGUUUUUGUGCCAAAACCAGCAAGAAUAAAAGGAAGGGAAGAAUCAGAGGCAAAUCCAAGUAUAAGAGUGCUCAAAGUUCAUCAAGCAAGGUGAUGUUAAAUCCUGGUUCAGAUCUCUUUUAUCUUGAUACAUUGGUGGACCUAGAGCAGCAAUCUAUUUGUUUGAAACAAAGCACUGAAACUGAGAAAAUUUCAUCAAAUUAUAGCACUCUAAAUCACGGAUUAGAUAAAAUGGAGGAAUCAAACAAAGAAGUUGCUAUACUAAAAUCUCAAAACACUAGCAGUUCUUCAACAAGAGAAAUAAUGCCGAUUCAUGAAGAUGGACAAUCAGAAAAAUAUGAUGGAAAUUGCUCACUUUCUGAUAGAAGAAUUCCCAUGGAAUGUCCUUCAUCUGAUGAUGAAUCUUUUCAUUCUUUUGUUGAUCCACAUUCCCCGCCACCGCCCCCACCACCUCCACCACCACCACCACCGCCCCCAGUAGUUGGUGUCCGUCCUUCAAAUUCUUCUUUGUCUGCUACUAAAGCAAGACACAAAGCUUCAAGUUCUACAUUGCUCAAUGUAACACCCGCAAGGAAUUCAGAUUCAUCUACAGGAUCAAAUAUAAACCCGAGUGAUAUCCCACAUUCACCUCAAACACCUUCAAAUUCUUUGCCAAGUCCUCCUGGUAUUUCUCUGGGCAAAGAUGGGUCUCCAUUGCCAAAAUUGAAGCCACUUCACUGGGACAAAGUAAGAGCUGCACCAGACCGCUCUAUGGUAUGGGACAAGCUGAGGUCAAGCUCAUUCGAAUUAGAUGAGGAGACGAUUGAGUCGCUUUUCGGAUACAAUAUACAAAAUCCAAUUAAGAAUGAUGAAACAAAAAGCAAAACUCCUUCUCCAAGCAAGCAUGUUCUUGAGCCUAAGAGAUUGCAGAACAUAACAAUUCUCUUAAAAGCUCUGAAUGUGACACCUGAGCAAGCUUACAAUGCAUUGAUGAAAGGAAAUGGUUUGGUUUUACAACAAUUAGAAGCUUUAGUGAAAAUGGUACCCACCAAGGAAGAAGAGGCUAAGCUUUAUAGCUACAAUGGAGAUAUCAAUGAAUUGGGGUACGCUGAGAAGUUCAUUAAAGCACUUCUAAGCAUUCCAUUCGCUUUCCUUCGAGCUGAAGCCAUGCUUUUCCGAGAAACUUUUGAAGAUGAAGUAAUUCAUCUUAAAAACUCAUUUUCUAUGCUGGAGGAAGCCUGCAAGGAGCUAAGAUCAAGCAGGCUCUUCUUGAAGUUACUUGAAGCAGUGCUAAAAACAGGCAAUAGAAUGAAUGUUGGAACAAUUAGAGGAGGUGCUACAGCAUUCAAGCUUGAUACCCUCCUUAAGCUUGCAGAUGUUAAAGGAACUGAUGGGAAGACUACUUUGCUCCAUUUCGUCGUCCAAGAGAUUAUUCGAUCCGAAGGAAUAAGAGUAUCUGAUACUGAUACCAUUACGGGAAAGAUGAAUGAAAGCAACAAAAGCCAAACAGCAGAAGAAAAAGAAGAAGAUUACAAAAGAAGGGGACUGGAUCUUGUUUCUGGUUUAAGUACUGAACUCUACCAUGUGAAGAAAACAGCUACAAUUGACCUUGAUGUUCUUGCAACUUCUGUCUCAAACUUAUCAAAUGGCAAAGAUAAACUUAAAAAUCUAGUUAUGGAGGAGCUAUCAAGAGAUGAAAAAAAUGAGAAUUUCAUUCGUUCAAUGAUUUCUUUUCUGGACUAUGCUGAGAAUAAUAUAAAAGAACUACAAGAAGAUGAACAUAGAGUACUAUUACAUGUGACAGAAAUUGCAGAGUAUUUCCAUGGAGAUGUGAGCAAACUAGAAGAAGCUAAUCCACUUGGGAUAUUUCUUGUGGUAAGAGACUUCCUGGGAAUGUUAGAUCAUGUUUGUAAAGAGCUUAGAAACUCCAAAAUCCCAAGCGGUCCAAGCCCUUUGGCUUUAUUUCUAUAGAUUAUUGAAUAUUUUGCUUGGUGUGUUAAUAAAUUUUGAACAUUUGCUCAAACUGUAACUUAAAAGAUUGUACUUUCUUAGUGUAUUUUCUGUAGAGUUUUACAUUAAAAUGUCAGCCAAGGCCGAUUGUUAAGUUGUUUUGGAUUAAGGUUUUGUUGAGUUGAAUUGAAUUACUGGCAAUUUGUUUUUGCAUAAA